This is a messenger RNA of Dufourea novaeangliae, 1207 nucleotides long. RefSeq names its product putative methyltransferase C9orf114 homolog. The record is from RefSeq and is a predicted model, not a curated record. The transcript has a single exon. Lineage: Eukaryota; Metazoa; Arthropoda; Insecta; Hymenoptera; Halictidae. The coding region runs from base 106 to 1197 and encodes 363 amino acids.
UAAAGUUUCUGCCAUGUUUAAGAAAAUAUAGUUGAAGAAUGCAUUCGUAGAAAGUGAUAAAUAAUUUUAAAUCUUAAUGAAUUACUUUUAAACAAUUAAAAAGUUAUGGCGUCAGUAAUUCCUUCGUCAAAAACUUGGAAAGAAACCAAUCGUUUACAUAAAGAACAACGAAAAAAAUGGCAGGAAGAGAGGUUAGUAAAAAAAUUGAAGAAGGAAGAAAGCAAUAAAGAAUUGCAAAAUGAAAAGCUAGGAACUACCGAAAAACAUUUCGAGAAAAAAGAUAUUUCAACUAUGAGCAUUGCGAUUCCUGGGUCAAUUUUGGAUAACGCGCAAUCUCCAGAAUUACGAACGUAUUUGGCUGGGCAAAUAGCACGUGCAGCAAGCAUUUACAAAAUCGAUGAAAUUGUUGUUUUUGACGAUAAAGGAGAAAUAACUGAAAGUGAAAAAAAGAAAGUGAGAAAUGACGAAAUAUUAGGUGAAAGAAGAAUUGGAUGCUUACAAUUAGCUAGAAUAUUACAAUAUCUUGAGUGCCCACAGUAUUUAAGAAAAUAUUUCUUUCCAAUUCAUAAAGAUUUGCAAUAUGCUGGAGUAUUAAAUCCUUUAGAUACUCCACAUCAUUUACGUCAGCAAGAUGUAUCUUUAUAUCGAGAAGGAGUAAUUACAAAUAAAGCAGUAAAAGUGGGUAAAGGUUCUCAUGUUAAUGUGGGAUUGCUAAAUGAUGUUCAUGUAAACAAGGUAUUAACUACUGGAUUGAGAGUUACUGUGAAAAUACCUGAGGAUCAACCAAACCCAAAAAAGUUAAAGGGUUUCAUUGUACCUCCUGAUGUUCCAAAAUCAGACACUGGCAUAUAUUGGGGAUAUACAGUAAGAUUAGCUAACAAUCUUACAGAAACAUUGACACAAUGUCCUUAUAAAGGUGGAUAUGAUUUGACAAUUGGUACUUCAGAUAAAGGAAUAUCUGUUGAUGAUGUUGAACCACAUAGCAUGAAGUAUCAUCAUGCUUUAAUAGUUUUUGGAGGUUUGUGUGGAUUAGAAGCUGCAGUGGAUGUUGAUUCUAAUUUAGACGUGGAUGAUCCAUCCUUAGUGUUUCAUAAAUAUUUGAAUACCUGUCCACAGCAAGGAUCAAGAACUAUCAGAACAGAAGAAGCUAUUUUAAUUAGUUUAGCAGAAUUAAGAACAAAAUUAUCUCCUAGUUGAAAUUUGUUUA